Sesamum indicum (sesame) is the source of this 1039-nucleotide messenger RNA. RefSeq lists its product as uncharacterized. Lineage: Eukaryota; Viridiplantae; Streptophyta; Magnoliopsida; Lamiales; Pedaliaceae. The record is from RefSeq and is a predicted model, not a curated record.
ACGGCUCAAGUGAGUCAUCUCACCCUCACCCGUCUCCUUUACUCUGUUCUUUGUCUCUUCCUAGCAUCUACAUUCAACCAUAUAUAUAUAUAUAUACGCAUUAUUCACGGAAAGAGCAACGCCUUUGAGAUCUGUACAAUGGAAAAUAGCCCAGAAGAAGUGUAUGUUUGCCCUAGUUUUAGCAGCUAUUCCUCCGACAGAUUAGCGGAAAUCGCUGUAAAAGUGGCGGAGGAGAACUCAAGUGACAACGCCGACGAAGAUUUUGAGUUCGCUUUGGUGCGGCAAGAGAGGGAAGUUUUAGCCGAGGAGUUCUUCUACGACGGCCAAAUGGGUCCCAUUUUCCCGGUAUUCAACCGUGAUCUUCUGCAAAAUAAUGACGGCGGAUUCAGUAGGAGCAGCGAGAACGAGCGAGUGGAAUCGAGUAUUGCGGUUCCGUUGAGUCAGCUUUUUAUUGAGGACCGGGAGGAUCACGAGCCUGAUAAUCCUUCGUCGUGCUCGUCAUCUGAAGCCGAUGAGAUGGAGAAUGUUCCUGCUGGUACGUACUGCGUUUGGCGGCCGAAAGCGGCCGAACAGCCGUCUCCAAGCCGAUGUAAGAAGAGUAAGUCCACUGGAUCUGGGUCCAAGCGGUGGAAGAUCCGGGAUUUGCUCAGGCGGAGCAAUAGUGACGGGAAGGACAGUUUUGUCUUUUUGACUCCAAAAAACCGGGAAGAAAAAUCCUCAACCGAAACUCCCAAAAAGGCCAAGGGAAAGGGUAAAGGCGGCGGCUCCACCUCCUCAGGUGCGCCAGGAUCGCCUUCGCCGCACGAAGCCUUGUAUGUACGUAACAGAGCGAUGAAGGAAGGGGAUAAGAAGAAAUCGUAUCUACCCUACAGGCGAGACCUCGUAGGGUUUUUCGUUAAUGUCAAUGGCCUGGGUAAAAGCUUCCCGCAUUUCUAGAACUGAAGUCUGGAAUCUGGAUUUGUGUUAUAACACUCUCCUCUCCAUAAAUUGGUAUACAGUGGGAGUUGUAUUUUAUAAAUUAUUAUUACAUUAUUAUGCA